AUGCCGCCGCAGCAGGAGGGCGAGGCGGGCUACAUCAGCAAGCCGGUGCCGGGCGGCUGCGAGGUGCCGCCGGUGCCGCCGCGCCGGGUGCGCAGCGGCCGGGCGGCGGCGGCGCUGGGGGCGGCGCUGGGCGGCCGGUGCCGGGCGGCGGGAGCCGGCGCCGGGGCGGCGGCGAGCGGCGGCGCAGGGGCCGCGGCCGCGGCCGAACCGCGGCGCAGCAUCAAGUGCGUGCUGGUGGGGGACGGCGCCGUGGGCAAGACCAGCCUGGUGGUGAGCUACACCACCAACGGCUACCCCACCGAGUACAUCCCCACCGCCUUCGACAACUUCUCCGCUGUCGUGUCUGUCGACGGCAAGCCAGUGAGACUGCAGCUCUGCGACACAGCUGGUCAGGAUGAAUUUGACAAGCUUCGGCCUCUGUGCUACACCAAUACGGACAUCUUCUUGCUGUGCUUCAGCGUCGUGAGCCCUUCCUCCUUCCAGAACGUGAGUGAAAAGUGGGUUCCUGAAAUCCGAUGCCACUGCCCCAAAGCGCCUAUCAUCCUGGUUGGGACGCAGUCCGACCUCCGAGAGGAUGUCAAAGUUCUCAUCGAGCUGGACAAGUGCAAAGAAAAGCCAGUCUCAGAGGAGGCUGCGAAGCUCUGUGCCGAGGAAAUAAAAGCUGCAUCCUACAUCGAGUGCUCUGCCUUGACUCAGAAAAACCUCAAGGAGGUCUUUGAUGCGGCCAUUGUGGCUGGUAUUCAGUAUUCGGAUACCCAGCAGCAACCAAAGAAAUCAAAGUGUAGGACUCCAGACAAGAUGAAAAACCUCUCAAAAUCUUGGUGGAAAAAAUACUGCUGUUUUGUAUAGGAGUUGCAAAGACCCAAGUGCUGCUCUGAGGAAAUCAAAUAGAGGCUAUAUUAGCUGAAAUCUCAUUCUGUGUUGUCCCGAGUGUAUAGUGUAGAUCUGUAUGUAUAUGUAUAUGUUGCUAUUGGAUAUCUUAGUUGCCCUUUUGAGGGUGACAGAAGGAAAGGAUUCUUAGUUGAAUAAUUACUAUAAAUCGGGUCUGGCGUCAAGUUUCAUGACUAAAAUCUUUCAUUAAGGAAGAAAUGCACCAUGUGUCUGUGAGGUUAGAAGGAUUUGUACAACGGAUUUGACUUCUUGUGCCAUAAUGCAUAUGCGAUGGGGAGGAACAACUCAAAGGCAUUUGCUGCGAGGGCUACAAAGGAGAAACGUGUGGGUGACUGGAAAUGUAGAGCUCUGUACAUGGACGGUUAAAGGGAAAAAUAACACUGUGCCUCCUAACUGACAUUUUUAGCUUUAAAAACCUGCUCCUGCUCUCUUCUCCAUGUCUUCCCAAAGCAAUAUUCUUAGAGAUCGCUUUAAAAAGGGUGUGCAAGAGGUCUAAUCUAUGUGCAAAUGCCGUAGUUGGAAAGGUCAUGCAUAUACCUCCAAUAUGCUGUUAGGGAACCUAAUACGUUACGGAACUGACAUCUCAUUUGUCACCUCCUGACUUGAAAAUCGUUCUACCUUCUUUCCCCCAUCCUUCCCUGGCAGUUGUAUGGAAGCCCAAGGAACAUGACUAAGCUUUAACUCAUUGCUUCGAAUAGUGGUGAGUUCCUUUGUAUUUAUACAGAUAUGACGAUAGUUCAUAUAUUUCAGCUGAAAGGAAUGUAAAUGUUGUUGUGUUGAGUUUUUAAAUUUUCUUUUCAGAGUUGUAACAAAUAUCCGUGCAGCACCAUGUAAACUGUAUCCGUUCUUUAAGUCUGCAACCAAGAGUUUCAGAACACCCCUCCUCACCUUUUGAGGCUGCUAAACAAAUCAUGAAUCAGGCAGAUAAAGAUUAUAACCAGCUGGACUCUAGAAACUGAGACUGUUUGUGUCCUCUUCAUGAUGCUGUUUUCAACCGAGUUAGUAUUUCCCUUCUAAAGGCAACAGUUGCUUGUCGUUGAAUCUUGUCCAAGAUCAUACUCUGGGAACUGGCUGAGGCCACUCUGGAAAGCUAACUGAUAAUUCCUUCCCAGAUCAGUCCAACAAAUUAAAGUGAAAUGUGCCCAAAAGGUUGCUGAGUGAUUAACACAAUGUGGAGUUGAGUGUGACCUGCUCUCUGACUAAAUCUGGUUCCUGCUAAACUAAGCCUAAUUCCAGCCCCCUUGGGCUCAGGAGACCUUUGGGGUAACGUGACUCUCUGCAGGUAUCAGUACUUUAACUUAUUCUGCAGAAAACACUUAGUUUGUGUUGUCUGUCUAUCUUUUCAUGGCCCUGACUACUUUUUUCCUAGGUAUUUCAAGAUCAAAUUAUUUUCUGGCUUUCUUUCUUUCUUUCUUUUUUCUUUCUUUCUUUCUUUCUUUUUUUUUUUCAUGUGACUAUAGCCUUCAAGUGACCUUUUUCAUAGUCUUAAACUAAACUGCAGUGACAGAAAAUCUGAACCUUUUUCAUCAGAAAUGAAUCAAUGCCUGAUACAAAGAGGAACUGUGGAAGCCAUUAGAAUUGAUAAAGCUAACCACAGUUUACCUUCUGGCCCAUUAAGGAAAAUGACACUAUGUAAAUGGAUUCUGGGAUACAUUGGCAAGCUCCGUAAGCAAUAUUUUUUCCUCCUCUAUAGCAAAAUGAGUGCAGAAUGCUAACAUUCCAGCACUGAAAAAUUUGAAGUGGAAUGGAAAUCUUUACAUAGAGUUUGAUUCAAUAAAAAUGUGUUGGCUUCUGCAUUGGAACAGCCUGGAAAAGCAGAUUCUAUAGCACAGAAGCUGAAUGCCUUUAAUUUGGUUGCAUCUGGUUCAUAAUAAUUUAAUGUUUACUAGUCAUGAAGUUAACGUCUGAGCCUUUAUAUUUUCUACUCUAAUGUUUGACUGGAUUUCAGAUAUACAGUCAUCUUGGGGAAAACCAUUAAGCCAAAUUUCUCAUGGGUGUUUUGCUUCUUUGUAAAGUGGUCUCAGUUGAUCUAAAAUGUGGAUUUUGGAAGGGGAAAGACUUGAAUCUGAGCAGCUCCUACUUGCAAGAAUAACAGAAUUUGUUCUACAAGAUCAGAAUGCUUUGUAUCAUGCCAUACUGGAAACAGUAGGUUAUAUUUUAUAAGCAGCCUGUUUCAUAGUCUGGAGUAGCGUUACUUUUAAAUGUAGCCAGCUGUGACUAUUUCUGAAAAUGUGAUGUACAUACAACUUGUUAUAGCCCUUUACUAGGUGUAUGUAAACUGAGGUCUAAUAACUUUAUGAAUACUGCUCUACAUGGGGCUACACAGGGUCUAGGUUUUAGAAUAUUACUUUUAAAAUCACCAGUAUUUUAUGAGCGCAAGUGAGGGGGAAGUGUCUCUAUGUAGUCUAUAAUCUGAUGUGCCUUAUAAAAUUCUCUUCUAAGUGUAGGCUAUAUUCUGAAAGAAAUAUUUCAUGUGCAAAUGAUAUAAAUGAGGUAUUUGGAAAUAAAUUCUGAUCUGCAUA
Molecule: messenger RNA, 3413 nt
Organism: Rhea pennata
Lineage: Eukaryota; Metazoa; Chordata; Aves; Rheiformes; Rheidae
Gene: RHOU
Product: ras homolog family member U
Exons: 3
Coding region: 1-849 (282 amino acids)
Biological process (GO): Cdc42 protein signal transduction; establishment or maintenance of cell polarity; endocytosis
Molecular function (GO): protein kinase binding; GTP binding; GTPase activity
Source: RefSeq, a predicted model, not a curated record